UUUGGGCCGUCCGGGAGAAACUCGAGGUUCAAUCAGAACACCUGCGGAGGAGGAAGAAGAGGACAAAAUAAACUGACACCAACUCAACUGCAACAUGGGGAUAUCUGUAUCUUUUUUGUUUUUAGCUUUGGGAUUAAUACAUCCUAUCAAUAUGUCGUUUCCUGUCCUUCCUGGAGAUUUGGAGGGAUCAGGAUAUGACCUUGACAGUUCUGGCUCUGGGGAUUGGUCACAACAAGGUGAAAUGGAAAACAUUGAGUAUCACCCCAACAGCAAAGAUGUCAGAACGUUUACAGCAAACCCAGGAGGUGGAACCAAGAAUACGCUCCAUGAUUCUUCAGUCCUGAACUUUGACGGUGCACACAAAGACAGCGGAUCAGCAUUUGUUGUUGUGGCAAACAGCAAGAGUUUCUUGGAGAACAAAGAAGUCUUUGCCGCUGUUAUUGCAGGAGGAGUAACAGGAGUGGCACUUGCAGCUGCACUGGCAGCACUAUUAAUCUACACAUGGCAAAAGAAAGAUAAUGGAGGAUACAUUCUGGGCCAGCAGAGGGCUUCAGACGAAGAUUAUCACAGACCUGACAGGGAAUAAGUUGUUGUUUAACUUAAAACUUUCACAAUAAUGUUUGUGUUCAAAGGCAAUGAUUCUCAAUGUAGGGUCCAGGGACCCCCAGGGGUCUGUGGCACUCUGUCAGGGCGUCUCUGGAAAGUUUUCAAAUUCUUUCAUUUAAAUUAUCAUGAUAUUAGUCUGGAUCGACGACAGUUCAUUUACCGGAUAGUUUCCGGCGCUGCCGGUAGUUCCACCGGAUGUCCCUCACCUUCUGCUUUCUUUGUGUUUACAUUCUAAACUCUGGUCACUUUGAGAGCAAAUUACGUUAAACCAUGUAUCUAGAUAAUUUAAACCGCUCACGUUACUGUAUUGUGUGAACAGUUAACUUAAUUUAAUAUUGUAUGUGGCGUUUUCUUUAGCGGGGUGCAAAUGUUCCGCCAAAACAAGUUCCUUCCCGAGACUAUUUUGCAGAGCCAUCGUCGCUCCGUGUGGAGCUUAGCGCAGCCCAUGACCAUUGUGAUUGGUUUAAAGAAAUGCAAACAACCCCGACCGUUUUUUUUUCUCCUAUCCAGGAGUUUAUUUUUUUUACAAAAGGCUUCAUAGUUCAACAAAUAUUAUUUUAAUUUUUAAAUCUAUGAUAAUAACUACUAUAAAAAUUACUUUUUAAUCUAACAAACCUGUAACUCUUAGAAUCUGCAAAUAUGUCAAAUAAUACAUUUCCAUUUUGUUGUUCUUUUACAUAACUGAGACUAUAGAAGUGUAAAAAAUUGUCUACAUUGAAUCAGUCCAAGGGACGUACACAUGGGGGGCCCCGGUAUAGUCUCUAUCUUAUAAGGGGUCCUUGAGAAUUGAGAAGCUUCUGCUCUAAGGUGUUCUAGGGUUCUCGCACUUAAUGCACAUGUUUUUGCAGUUCAUUGAUAAUUUAUUUACAGUAUAGUAAUGACAAAUAUGAAGAAUUGUCUUUAUUUACUACCUUUAACAAAGAUUGAGAUUGCUUGAUUGUACACAGGGCCAUAGUAAGUAACACUGAGGAUAAUGAGGUUUUGCUACUCAGUUUAACUUUUUGUGGAAAGCAAGUGUAGUCAGCCGGUGCAUAUAAUCUUAUAUGACUUAUGUUUAUGGUUGAAAGAAGAUGGUCAAAGCUGCACUAUGUGAUUAAUUAAUUAUUAACCAUGUAUAAUACACUUUGCUAUGUUAUUGUUUUAAAGUGGCAGCUUUUUUCAAAACAUUUUUGUAGCAUUUAAGAUCUAGAGUGACUUCACCAGAAUGGUUUUAUACAGAAAAUGCUUGUCUUUUCAUGGAAGACAUUUUGACAUGUAACAGUAGAAAAGCACAGAUGUAAAAAAUAAAAUAAGAAU
Sander lucioperca (pikeperch) is the source of this 1902-nucleotide messenger RNA. RefSeq names its product syndecan-3-like. The transcript is spliced from 5 exons. The record is from RefSeq and is a predicted model, not a curated record. Gene Ontology annotation, biological process: cell migration. Gene Ontology annotation, cellular component: membrane; cell surface. The coding region runs from base 95 to 586 and encodes 163 amino acids. NCBI's taxonomy places the organism in Eukaryota, Metazoa, Chordata, Actinopteri, Perciformes, Percidae.